Molecule: messenger RNA, 3829 nt
Organism: Cydia pomonella (codling moth)
Lineage: Eukaryota; Metazoa; Arthropoda; Insecta; Lepidoptera; Tortricidae
Gene: Ttc7
Product: tetratricopeptide repeat protein 7B
Exons: 17
Coding region: 182-2692 (836 amino acids)
Biological process (GO): phosphatidylinositol phosphate biosynthetic process; protein localization to plasma membrane
Cellular component (GO): plasma membrane
Molecular function (GO): protein binding
Source: RefSeq, a predicted model, not a curated record
AUUGCAUAAAUCGUGUAACGAAACACGUUUACGGGAGGAUGUUGUCAUCUGUCAGAUUUGGCCUUCAAUUGCUGGGGUUUCACGCGAUUUCGAAGGAUUUUUUCCUGUUUCUUGCAAUGUUUGAGUGAAACUCGAGUUAAAGUCGAUGGUGUGACAUCUGGAUGAUAGUGCGUGAGUUAAAAUGACAUCGAGAAGCAAGAAUGCAGUGCGGAGUUACGAAACAGAGAUCGAGAAGAGCCGUGAGGAGUCGAAUUGGAAGAAGGCGGUGGAUUUAGCUCAGCAGCUGAAGUCCAGGUCUCCUCAGCAUGAAAGCCUCGCACACUUCCUCAUCGGAGAAGGCAAGCUUGAAGCCUACCUGGACGAAUGGCCUCCAAACAAAGAAAACAUUGAACGAGCCCAACGGGAGCUCUCCGAGGCCCGGGGCUACCUGACACUGGCUACCGAUGAGGCAGGCCGGAAGGCCGGAGUGGCUUUGGAUGCUUAUCUGCUGCUUGGGAAGCUGAACUUUGCCUGCGGGGCUUAUGAUGAAUCCCUUAAGAACUAUAAGAUGGCAGAACUCAAUACGCUCACGGAGAAGGAGCUGCCUAUUCGGAGUUUACGAAUAGUAGCCGAGUCCUACGCCAUCAAAGGGUUGUGUCUCGAACAAACAGCGUUACCAGGCAGCAGUCGAUAUAAGCAGGCAGAGCGAGAAAGCGAAAUGAUUCGGAGUUUCGAGCUGGCAUCAGAAUUGACGCUACUGUAUCUCCAACGAGGUACAACAAACGUCAGUGCGGGCGCGACGCUCGAGACAGCACUACAGCGCGUCCCGCUCUUACACAUACGGGCUCAACGGUUACAUAGCGCCGUUGACAGGUAUCGAGUGAUGCUAACGGCGGUCGAAGCGGCAUCCACGCAGGCGUUGCGGUUAGCGCUCGCCCGGCAGCUCGCCGAGCUGCUUAUGCGAGGGUUGGCUGGGCAGGAGUAUCGAGCGCCCGAGCCCGCGCCCACGCCCAGCAGUGGGCCGGGGGGCACGCUGCGAAGGAGAGAGGACUACGUGAGUGACGGACCGUGGAAACCUAAGAGAUACGCCGCCAUUAACCAGUUCGUCCCCCGAAACGAGUACGAGGAGAUAAUCCUCCUCCUCCUAGUAGGCGAGGCCAUGGCGGUGCGCGACGCGGUGCUGUCGCAGAGCGCGGAGUUCGAGGCGGCGCGCCAACAUGCCCUGGCCAACGCCGUGGCUGUAGCCGACCUGCUGGCGCUGGCUGUCACGAGAUGGGGACAGCUAUGUCUUGUUUUAGAGUCCCUGGAGCGAGCGAUGAAGUUUUCGUUCGGCGUGGCGCAUGUCUGGCGGCAGAGGGCGCUGGCCACGGCGGCGGCGGCGCCUACACCGCCCGUGCAGCUGUGUCACGCGCCACAACAUAUCUCGCCAGGCAGCACGGCGUGGACGGCGGGCGUGCGCGCGCGCGCGGUGCUGAGGCGCGCCGCGCCGCUCGCGCCGCGCGACGCGUCCCUGCGGCUGCUCGGCGCCGACACGUGCUACAGGAGUGGAUGGAUAGAAGACGGAAUAGAGUUAGCAGAACAGGCGUUAGCGAUAGAGGACGAGCGAAACGGACCCAUGUUGGCGAGGUGCUGUCUCUACUGUGGGAUUGGGUACCAAAUGUUGGCACAGAAAACGAAUUCCCGCGUGGACAAGGACGCAGCGAACGAAAAGUGCCUCAAACUCCUAUUACGAUCAGUCACUUUGGAUGACAACGACCAUUUGGCGUUCUACCAUCUCGCUGUGGCGUACAUGCAACAGGGGAGGCUAAAUGAUGCUAUGGACGCAACGCGAGCCUGCCUGACCGCUCACUCAGAAAGCGGCGGCGGUCUCCGCCUGGCCACGGCGCUGUGGUCGUGCGCGGCGGCCGGGCCGCGGGGCGCGCGGGCGCUGGCCGCGGCGAGGCUGGCGCGGGCGCGGUACCCGGGCGCGCUGUGGCCGCUGUGGGCGCUGUGCGCGCUGCAGCUGGUGUGGGAGAGCGGGGAGGCAGCGUUAGCGACUGGUAAGGAGUUGCUCACACUGCUGAAUAGCGCGGAAGCGGAGGCGGAAGCGGAAGCGGAGGAGCGGAACGGGUACGCGGAGCUGGACGCUCUGUCGGACUCGGGGCAGACGGACUUGCAUAGCACAACGCAUGCGCCGUCCGUACGAGCAGAAUCCGCUGGCGCUUAUCGGGUGGAGCGAGCCUUAUCAGAGGGCGCGUCGUCGGUGUCGGCGGCGCGGAGCAAGGCGCGGCCGCCGCUGGCCGCGCACCGCGCGCAGGCGUGGCUGCUGCUGGCCGAUCUGUGUCUUAGGCUGGGCCGCGUGGCGGCGGCGGCGGGCUGCGCGGCCGAGGCGGCGGCGCUGGCGCCCGCCAGCCACGAAGUGCUCUACACGCGGGGCUUGGUUCACGAGGCGAGCCAGGAGUGGGAGGAGGCGCGGCAAUGUUUCCAGAACGCACUCGCGCUGCAUCCCACGCAUCUCGACAGCAUUGUGCAUUUAGGCGCCGCGUACUACAACCUGGGCUGGCUGCGCCUGGCCGAGAAGGCGCUGCGCGAGGCGGGCGCGCUGGCGCCGGCGCGCGCCGACACGUGGCGCCGCCUGGCGCUCGUGCUGGCCGCGCUGGGCGAGCCCGCCGCCGCCGCCGACACCGCCGCCGCCGCGCUCGCGCUGCACCCGCUCAACCACCUGCCGCUCUGAGCUCCACCCUAGUGCGUACACUAAUAAACAACCUGUUAUCAUGUAUAAUGACCGAUACUGUGUUUACGCGAGACUAAUUACUAAGCCGAGUAGUGGAUGUUAUAGUUACCGAUCUUAUACACUUUGUAAGAAACUGCUGCAUUGAUAUGUAUAACGAUGAUUGAAUGAUUAUUAAGGCCUCCAAACCGAUCCGUGGAUACUAAGAUUAGUACGAACGAUACGAUACGAACUAAAACAAUACAUUUUAACAAUUAUCGCGGUGCACCCCCUCACACAUCUCCCGCUCUGAGCUCCACCAAAUGCGUACACUUAUAAACAACCUGUUAUCAUGUAUGAUGACCGAUACUGUGUUUACGCGAGACUAAUUACUAAGCCGAGUAGUGGGUGUUAUAGUUACCGAUCUUAUGCACUUUGUAACAAUCUGCCGCAUUCAUAUUUAUAUAACAAUGUUUGAAUGAUUAGUGAGGCCACCAAACUGAUCCGUGGAUACUAGAAUUAUUACCUACACUAAAAUACCAAUGUAUUAUACUUAUAACAGCGUCUAACUAUGAACAGACAUCACCGCCGCGCUCACCUUGCACCCGUUAACGCACCUGCCGCUCUGAGCUCCACCAAGUGCGUACACUGACAAACAACCUGUUAUCAUGUAUAAUGACCGAUACUGUAUUUACGCGGGACUAAUUACUAAGCCGAGUAGUGGGUGUUAUAGUUACCGAUCUUAUGCACUUUGUAACAAUCUGCCGCAUCCAUUUACAUAUAUUACAAUGAUUGAAUGAUUAUUAAAGCCAUUACCAACCGAUCCGUGGAUAAUAGAUUACCUACGGUACGAUACGAAAGCAAUAAAUAACAACAACGCCUGCUAUGAACAGAGACCACGCCGUUCCCGCCCUCGCAUUAUAUACAUCCAUUGGCAAAUUCCUGUCUAAAAAAAUGGCGUGACCUUGAGUAUCUUUUGCGGCAUUAGUAUUACAAUAUUAAGCAGGGACCGGAAAAAUGAUCUGGCCACGACAUAUAUUGACAGUGUUGUGCUUAACCAAUACUACCUGAUCCAAAAUUGUAUGUAGAUAGCAGUGGCGGCGCGUCACAAAUAUUCGUAAGGAACCCGGAGCUAAUUUUGCUUUCCUUUUCUCCAUAAAC